Molecule: messenger RNA, 1279 nt
Organism: Pseudo-nitzschia multistriata
Lineage: Eukaryota; Bacillariophyta; Bacillariophyceae; Bacillariales; Bacillariaceae
Source: the annotation of a GenBank genome assembly
CUCACCGACCGGAACUAUGAUAAGGUGCGUUUGAUAUACCAUUUCAAUCCUCUCUGUUUAUAUGUGCAGUACAAUGGGAUAUGCAGUCAAUAUCCAUCAAGUAAGAUUCUUUCUGCAACUGCUGUCCUCGUCACCUCAUUGUUGUUUCUCUUAGCGUAUCAUAAUGUUUCACAAGAACGGCCCUAAUUGCAACGAGGACCCUGGUGCAUGCCCUAACCAACUUCUCUACUAUAAAGACUAUGUUUCGGACAAUACUGAUCGUGAAUUUCGCCUACCUUCAGAAAUAGAGGACAGAGAAAGUUCUUGUGCACUACAGCGGCCUGAUAACUACAAUGAGAACACUCUCGUGGGCUUGUCUAAUUAUGUAUCACCGGCAAACUUCAAACUAUAUGGGAAAGUGAACGCAAAAAGACAUGCAGAACAGCUAAACCAGUAUUACGCAAUUAAAGAUUAUGUGGAUACCUGUUCUGAUAUUCAAGGAACCGACAUCAACUUUGUUUACAACGAUUGGUGGGGUAUCGGCGAGUUAAUUCGACUCACUCAGGACCACAACUCAGCUCGUGCCCUUGGUGACUGGUAUAUUCCACCCACACCAGCACCCACGUACAAUGAUGAGAUAACCGAAGCACCAACUUUUUUUCCCACCUUCCUUCCCACUUUCGACGUCACAAUGUUCCAACCUACCAUUAGCCCUCAACCAACAAAUGCACCUUCGGAUCGUCCUACACAAACAAUCGAUCCAUGUUCCGUGUUUGAUGGCAACUGUAAGGGGUGCAAGAAAAACAAUGAGGAAUGCUUAUGGUGUGUGAGUUCCAACACUUGCUACGACAGAGGAGUAUUCGAAAAUAUUUUUGAUCUAGACGAUGAAGUUAUUCCGUGCGCGGGAGAAGACAUACUAGACAGCUUCGAUACAACCUGCAAAGCACCGUCGAGGGAUCAAUCUAGCGUCUACGAUGAUGACUUCGAGAUUUCUGACUCCAGUGAUUCUAACGAAACCAGCACAGAAGACGAAGUAGAUGAAGUAAUCGAGACCCCAUCUCCCACCACCAAUCAACCUGUAGAACCACCCACUCUACCUCCUGUAUUUGUCCCUCUUUCACCACCCACAGCAGUCGAAUCUUCGAAGAAUAUUUUCAACAAAUGGUUUGGGGGAGGGAGUAGCAGUGCUUCAACGUCAUUGACUAUACUUCCAUGUGUGACUACUAUUUUCAUUUCCAUGGCGUUAAUAUUGCUAAAUUUUAAAGAGUAGAUACAACAGUGUAACGAUCCGCUAUUGAUU